GGAAGGACUGCCCAAGUACGUGAAGCAGCAAGCUCGAGGCCGCCGCCGUCGCCAACGUCAAGCCCACAAGAAGCCCAACAUGGCCCGUGGACCGAAAAAGCACUUGAAGCGUCUCAACGCUCCAUCAUCAUGGAUGCUCGACAAGCUGAGCGGUACCUACGCUCCCCGUCCCUCCCCCGGUCCCCAUAAACUCCGAGAAUCCCUGCCUCUCACCGUUUUCUUACGUAAUAGGCUCAAGUAUGCCUUGACCGGCAAAGAAGUCCUCUCGAUCGUAAUGCAACGCUUGAUUAAGGUCGAUGGCAAGGUCAGGACCGAUACUACGUACCCUGCCGGCUUUAUGGAUGUCAUCACGAUCGAGAAGUCGGACGAAUACUUCCGUCUGCUGUAUGAUGUCAAGGGCCGCUUUACGAUCCACCGUAUCACCGCUGAGGAGGCGACUUACAAGCUCCUCAAGGUUCGCAAAAUGGCCACUGGCGCGAAGGGUGUCCCAUACAUUGUGACGCACGACGGCCGCACUAUCCGCUACCCCGAUCCCCUAAUUAAAGUAAAUGACACCGUGAAGUUCGACCUUCAGCAGAGCAAGAUCGUCGAUUUUGUGAAGUUUGAUACUGGCAACAUCGUUAUGAUCACUGGUGGCCGUAACAUGGGUCGUGCUGGUGUCAUUGUGCACCGCGAGAAGCACAUUGGUGGCUUCGACAUUGUCCAUGUGAAAGACUCUUUGGACCGGACAUUCGCGACGCGGAUUUCCAAUAUCUUCGUUCUUGGUGAGGGCAUUAAGCCCUGGAUCUCCAUGCCAAGAGGCAAGGGUACGAAGCUCACGAUUUCGGAGGAGCGGGAUGCCAGGAGGCGGCAGCGGGCGGCCGAGCAGUAAACGUCGUCGUGGUUUGCAUCUUUCAUGUCUUUACCUUGUCCCCGUGAUUAUGCCAUGCUCUGUAUGCCAUCUUCACGACAUCAAAACCGCUGCUUAUGCGCAGGG
Molecule: messenger RNA, 976 nt
Organism: Laetiporus sulphureus 93-53
Lineage: Eukaryota; Fungi; Basidiomycota; Agaricomycetes; Polyporales; Laetiporaceae
Product: 40S ribosomal protein S4
Exons: 5
Coding region: 80-871 (263 amino acids)
Biological process (GO): translation
Cellular component (GO): ribosome; cytosolic small ribosomal subunit
Molecular function (GO): structural constituent of ribosome; RNA binding
Source: RefSeq, a predicted model, not a curated record